This is a messenger RNA of Penicillium canescens, 1149 nucleotides long. Its product is annotated as Rad1/Rec1/Rad17 family repair protein. Bases 1 to 1149 code for a protein of 382 amino acids. Gene Ontology annotation, cellular component: checkpoint clamp complex. NCBI's taxonomy places the organism in Eukaryota, Fungi, Ascomycota, Eurotiomycetes, Eurotiales, Aspergillaceae. The transcript has a single exon. Gene Ontology annotation, biological process: DNA damage checkpoint signaling; DNA repair. The record is from RefSeq and is a predicted model, not a curated record.
AUGGAGCCUCUAUUCUCUGGCGUCUCCAACAAUGCCCACCACCUCUACACACUGCUCUCCUGCAUUGGCUUCGCCUCCAAAGCCACCGUCCAAAUAACCCCCGAUGGCCUCCGCUUCUCAGUAGAAGAAGGCCGCGUGAUCCAAGGCCUAGCCUUCCUGGACAAAUCCCUCUUCACCAGCUACACCUUCAACGCGCCAACCGAUACAGAAGCAGAAACCAACAACGAAUCCUCCCAAAAUGUGACCUACCCCCACUUCGCCGUAUCCAUCGCAGCCCUCCUCGAAACACUCAAGAUCUUCGGCAUAAACGAGCUCACAGAGCCUAACCGCGAAAAAAGCAUAACGCAAUCCUCAAGCGCCUUCAACGCUCCGGCCCUCCUAAUGGACCGCUCCUGCAUCCUCCAAUACGCCCAACACGGCAGUCCCCUCAGCAUAACAAUAACCGAAGCAGGCGUGAAAACAACCUGCGAACUCGUAACCUACGAACCAGAAGAAGAUGAAUCAGACAUCCCUUUACAACGCGAAGCAAUAAUCAUGAAAAUAAUCAUGCGCUCCGCCUGGCUCCAUAACGCUAUCGCCGAACUGGACUCCUCAUCACCAACAAUCCUCAAACUAUCCGCCUGCGCAAAAUCAGAACCAUACUUCACGCUCUCCGGCGCAGGCGGACCGUUCAGCGAAUCGACCGUUGAAUUCUCCAUCGACCAGCAAAACGAAAUAACCAACGGAGCCGGAGCCGGGACUGGACCUGGCCAUAGCACGGGCCCUUCACAAAAGAUCCUAACAGACGACGGGUCCUCGCGUACACGCGCAACACGGGCAAAACUCGCACCGACAGUCACAGAGACAUUCCUCGUAUCGCCGCCUUCGUCGAUGGGCGAGCGAAUCCGGCAGAAUUACCGAUUCGUGCUUGUUCGCAAGGCGGCGCGCGCCAUGUCCGUUGCGAACAAGGUUAGUAUUCGUGGGGAUCGGCAGGGGGUGCUUAGUUUGCAGUUUAUGGUUGAGUUGGAGGAUCAGAAUGGGGCUGUGGGGAGGCCGGUUGGGGCUGGGGUUCGGGGGCCUAGUGGGCCUGUUUGUUUUGUUGAUUUUCGGUUUGUGCCGUUGCUUGAUGAGGAGGAGAUUGAGAUGGGGUUGGAUGCUGCUGUUGGGUAG